Messenger RNA from Colossoma macropomum (tambaqui), 1120 nucleotides. RefSeq lists its product as uncharacterized. NCBI's taxonomy places the organism in Eukaryota, Metazoa, Chordata, Actinopteri, Characiformes, Serrasalmidae. Gene Ontology annotation, biological process: response to bacterium. The transcript is spliced from 6 exons. The record is from RefSeq and is a predicted model, not a curated record. Bases 1 to 993 code for a protein of 330 amino acids.
AUGAGAUUUUGUGUACUUGUUUGGUUCUUAACAGCAUUAGGUGGCACCUCAAAGAUAGACAUUCCUUGUCUUAAUGGACUGAAGUACAUACAGAUCGGAGAAAACAUUAAGCUGAAUUGUUUUUUUCCAUCUGUUGAUGCAUUAGCGUCUACUGCCUGGUUCAAACAGACUCCAGGAGAAAAGCCUCUUCUCAUUGCUUCUGCUUUUCACACUGUAGACAUUAAAUAUCAUAAUGAUUUUGACAAGAUCGGCCGCUUUAAUGCAGUAAGAGAAAAGAGCAGUUUUUAUCUGAGUAUCUCAAAUGCAGAACCGUCUGAUUCAGCUACAUAUUACUGUUCUGUCACAUUUUAUUCAGACACUGCAUUAUCAGACUGUACAGUCUUAGUGCUCAAAGGUUCAUCUUCAAGUCUCUCUGCUGUUCUCCAGCCUCCUGUAUCAGAUCCUGUUGAAUUGGGAGGAGAUACAACUUUGCAGUGUUCAGUACUCACAGAUACGUCUGCAGGAGAACACAGUGUGUACUGGUUCAGACAUGGAUCAGGAGAAUCUCAUCCAGGAAUCAUUUACACUCAUGGAAACAGGAGUGAUGAGUGUAAGAAAAGCUCUGAGACUGAUUCUCCUACACAGAGCUGUGUCUACAAACUCCCCAAGAGAAACCUCAGCCUCUCUGAUGCUGGAACUUACUACUGUGCUGUGCUCAUGUGUGGAGAGAUCAUCUUUGGGAACGGAACUAAACUGGACUUUGUAGAGAAACGUACUUUGGACCCAACCACUGUCGUGUUAGUGGUGUCAAACAUCAUCUCUCUGAGUGUGGCUUUAUUUGUGUGCAGAAAACACAGCAGUCAUCAUAAAGAUGCUGCUGAACGUCACACAGUUCAUGCGUAUCAGGCUGCAUGUGAUGAAGCUUCGUACUUUGCAGCCGAGAGUUUCAGCAAUGAACCACAGCAGAUGGGUGAAGAUGUGAACUCGAAGGUCAUUUAUUACCAACAAAACUGAACUUUAUAAAGCUUAUAAGACUCUCUCCCCUUUUUACGCUACUGUAAUGAUGCAGACUGAGGAAUAACUGGCUAAUUGCUAAUAGUGCAGUAUAUUUCUAUUAUUGUUGUUUUGUUGUUGUUGUGGU